Dendronephthya gigantea is the source of this 798-nucleotide messenger RNA. Its product is annotated as E3 ubiquitin-protein ligase NRDP1-like. The coding region runs from base 121 to 798 and encodes 225 amino acids. Gene Ontology annotation, molecular function: zinc ion binding. The transcript is spliced from 5 exons. The record is from RefSeq and is a predicted model, not a curated record. Gene Ontology annotation, biological process: tumor necrosis factor-mediated signaling pathway; protein K63-linked ubiquitination; positive regulation of JNK cascade. Gene Ontology annotation, cellular component: plasma membrane signaling receptor complex. NCBI's taxonomy places the organism in Eukaryota, Metazoa, Cnidaria, Anthozoa, Malacalcyonacea, Nephtheidae.
UUUGUCUUCAACAUAAAAUAUUAUUGACAUCGUUGAGAUCAACUUGCACGUUUGAGAAAUUGGUGGAAAUCCUUCAUCUUUCGCAUCCAGACAUUCAAGACUUUGGCAAAGAUCAUAUUCAUGGCGACAGGAAAUGAAAAUACUUUGCAAGGUUAUGACGUGAGUCGUUUUCAAGCAGAAGUCAGAGAGGAUGUGCUUUGUUCUAUUUGUUAUAAAGUUCCAAAGAAUCCCAGACUUUGCCAACACCAAGAACAUGUAUUUUGUUUGUCUGAUAUCUCACAAUGGCUCCUAGGAAAUAAAACAUGUCCAGUUUGCAGAGAUCCUCUGAGUCAAGAAACCUUGAGACGACCAACGGGAUUUCUGAAGAAUUAUUUGAACGACCUAAAAAUCAAGUGUGAUCAUCAUGAACGAGGAUGUCCUGACUACGUUCGUCUGGAACAUCUUCCAAAACAUGUUGAGCAAUGUGGAUAUGCUCCUGUCAUGUGUCGUAAUGAAGGAUGUGAUACAGAGGUCAAUAGAAGAGAUGUUGAAAAUCACGAGAAAAAUUUUUGUCAAUUUAGACUGGCCAAAUGUCACGACUGUAAAAAUAUCAAGAUAAAUGUGGAUGGAUUAAGAAUGAGUCAGAAUGAAAUUAAUGUUGGAAUGACUUCACUGGAAAGAAAACAGGAUGAAAUAAAGAAAAAUGUGGAUGGAUUAAAAAUGAGUCAGAAUGAAAUGAAUGUUCGAAUGACUUCAUUGGAAAGAAAACAGGAUGAAAUGAAGAGAAAACAGGAUGAAAUAAAGUGCAUAGGUUACUGA